Racocetra persica is the source of this 239-nucleotide messenger RNA. The record is from the annotation of a GenBank genome assembly. NCBI's taxonomy places the organism in Eukaryota, Fungi, Glomeromycota, Glomeromycetes, Diversisporales, Gigasporaceae.
CUGCAGAUGUAGCAGUGCAAUUAAUGGAGACAAAUUUGGUUGAUGAGGCUGUAUAUACAAUAGUGAUUGAUGAGGAUGAAGAUACAAUAAUAGUUGAUAAUGCUGUAGAUUCAAUAGUUGAAUCAACGGAAAUAAAUGUAAACGAUGAUAAAGCCUCUAUAUUGCAAUAUUUGCAUUUGAGAUAUCAAGGUUGGACCAAAAUAAAUUCAAGUACGACAAUUGCUGGGUCAUUAGGCUAG